CCCAGCCCAGCCCAGCCCAGCCCCCAGCCCAGCACAGCCCAGCCCAGCCCAGCCCAGCCCAGCCCAGCCCGGCCCAGCCCAGACACUGCCCAGCCCAGCCCAGCCCAGCCCAGCCAGCCCAGCCCAGCCCAGCCCAGCACAGCCCAGCCCAGCAGCCCAGCCCAGCCCAGCACAGCCCAG
Messenger RNA from Achroia grisella, 180 nucleotides. RefSeq lists its product as uncharacterized. NCBI's taxonomy places the organism in Eukaryota, Metazoa, Arthropoda, Insecta, Lepidoptera, Pyralidae. The record is from RefSeq and is a predicted model, not a curated record. The transcript is spliced from 3 exons. The annotation marks the transcript as partial.